AUGUCAACUCCAUCUCGUCUUCGUUUGAUGCGUGAUUUUAAACAAUUACAAAAAGAUCCACCAGCUGGUAUUGCAGCUGUUCCUUCAGAUGAUAAUAUUCUUAUUUGGCAUGCUUUUAUUUUGGGACCAAGUGAUACACCAUUUGAAGAUGGAACAUUUCGAUUAUUGUUAGAAUUUACGGAAUCUUAUCCAAAUAAACCACCAUCCGUUCGAUUUACAUCAAAAAUGUUUCAUCCGAAUGUCUAUGCUGAUGGUGGAAUUUGUCUUGAUAUUCUACAAAAUCGUUGGUCACCUACAUAUGAUGUUUCAGCUAUUUUGACUUCAAUUCAAUCAUUACUUGAUGAACCAAAUGUUUCAUCACCAGCUAAUUCUGAAGCAGCUACUCUUUAUCAAACAAAUCGGCGUGAAUAUGAAAAACGUGUUAAAAUGACAGUUGAACAAAGUUGGAAUGCUGAACCAACACUUGCAUCUAAUCUUCGAGCAUCAUAA
Molecule: messenger RNA, 489 nt
Organism: Rotaria sordida
Lineage: Eukaryota; Metazoa; Rotifera; Eurotatoria; Philodinida; Philodinidae
Source: the annotation of a GenBank genome assembly